Molecule: messenger RNA, 1677 nt
Organism: Folsomia candida
Lineage: Eukaryota; Metazoa; Arthropoda; Collembola; Entomobryomorpha; Isotomidae
Exons: 2
Coding region: 128-1282 (384 amino acids)
Biological process (GO): carbohydrate metabolic process
Cellular component (GO): membrane
Molecular function (GO): galactoside 2-alpha-L-fucosyltransferase activity
Source: RefSeq, a predicted model, not a curated record
CAGUGGUGACACAGGUGUGCUAAUAAGUAGUAUAGCACUGUUUAAAUUCCCCUAGGAAGAUAGACUUCUCGAAUUUCAAUCUGUCGCUUUGAAAUCAGCUUCAAUUCACGGCCCCAUAAUUUUCAAAAUGUCUGGUACACUUAGAAAUUUUUGUUCCAUGAGGUGUAACCAGUACUUGAUUUUUGUCACAAGUCUAUUUUUCUUCUGGUUUUUCACCUUCGCAGCAAAUCCCAUCAACUGGGACGGCAAUAUUGUUACUACUCCGCCGGCAAAACCUAAAUUAAAUUCCGUUACGGACAAAUCGUACUACGUAACGUCAUCUGUGUCUGGGAACGCCUUGACACCUUUAAUAAAACCGCACGGUGUCCUACUCGAAGUUAAGGGUACCAUUGGUGACCAACUUUUUGAAUAUGCUUGUCACUACGGCCUCGCUCGGAAACAUAACGUCCCGCUCUACAUCAGAGGACCGAUUAGCUCUUUUUUACCCGGCAAUACGACAGGUCACCUUGCCCCAUCCCUUGGCGCGUUUAAAGUUCCGAUCCAUUCGUGGAACACGAUCAACGAAUCGAAUCCCUUAGCAGACUUAAAACUCGUUCACAUUUCCAGCUCGAACCUCCUUUCGCAAACUUAUUCCACUAUUUGGCUCAAAGAUUCUUUCCUGAGUUUAUCUCAGGGGGAAAAUUGUCGCUCGGAAAUUUAUUUUGCCCCGUAUAAGAAUGAAGUCAAAUCUCUGUUUGCCCCGAAGACAAACUCAACGGGGGCGGCGCUUUGGUGGGGACAAUUUAUCGAAAUGGAAGGUCAAAUCGGGGAAACUGUAGCAGUUUUUCUUGACCCGGGCGACUUUCAUCAAGAAAACGACCCACUCUACUAUGCUUCCGGAAUUUCUGAAAUUUUGAGGACAUUAAGAGACCGGAACAAUGAUAAAAUUGGUCCAAUUUCAGUUUACGUUUUUGGGGACGAUUUAAAUUUCCUACGACAUAAAUUGCUACGUAAACUGAAUCAUUCCCGGGACGAUUAUAGUUUCCACGUUGUAUCAAAUUUGACGAAAUUACAAGAAUUUCAAGUGGCCACGAAAUGUAAGCAUUUUAUCAUUUCGACGCGCACUUUCUCCUGGUGGGUGGCUUAUCUCGCAAAAUGGGAAGACAAAAUUGUGAUAGCGCCCCACUGGAGUAUGACUGCGGCAAAAGUGUCUCACUUUUCGGAUGAUUUGGAGUCCGAGUUGUUUUAUCAAAUGCAAUAUCGAUACUUGUACUAUCCUUUGGAGUGGAGGACUAUUCAGUAACUGUAAAUAUUAGUGUCAAUAUUUGUUCUAAGGGGGCGAUCUUAAAUUAUAUGUAGCGCAAAACUGCUGUUGAACUAGAUUUAAUACAUUUCAUUAAACUAAAGAAAUCUGUCAGAAAUUAAUUUAAUUUUUUUAAUGGUAGCAUUAUUUAUGGAAUUCUUUUAGUAAGAAGUACUGAUCAAAUCUAUCUUUUAUCAAUAAUUUUUAAAAUGCUUCUAAAAUGUUACCAUUAAGGAAUUUUGUCGUAUGCAUAUUGUUCUUACCGUUAUUAAAUUAGCUGCGCGGAAAAACUAAGAAACACCAACUUUUCUCGUAAUUUACGAGUCGUAAAUAAAUUUCGGUCUGCAUUAAUCAACCUGUACCUAAGAUUGCAAAGUAAAGGAAAUAUUAAUCAA